UCUAGAGCAACCCACCUAGCUCCAGUCACGUCACCCCACCAACCCCACCAAUCCUCACAACCCACCAUGCCGCCCCGUCUCCGUCUCCACGCACCGCGCCUUCCGCAAGCCCGCAGCUUCGUCUCCCACUCGCACCCGACGGCAGCCACAGAUGCAUACACACCGCUGGAGUCAACGCUCCUCACCACAGCGCUGACGCACGUUCCCACUUACGGCUUCACGAGCACCAGCCUCCUGCACUCUCUGCGGCGACACGGGUACCCCGACACAAGCCUCGCACUGUUCCCACGGGGGGCGUUCUCACUGGUACAAUGGCACCUGGUAUCUCAGCGGGCGGCCCUCGCUCGCUCCGACACUCCCACCCCCGGAUCUCCACCGGGCAUCCGCGACUUGAUCGUAGCGCGGCUGCGCGGUAACAUCGAGGUCCUGCCGCGCUGGCAGGAGGCCCUCGCGAUCAUGUCGCUCGGCGAGAAUAUCCCCGAGAGCGUCCGCGAGCUCGCAAGGCUCAGCGACGAUAUCGUUUUCCUGUCGGGUGAUACCCAUGUCGAUACUAGGUGGUACUCGCGCAGGGCGGUGGUCGCUGCGGUUUACGCUUCCGCUGAGCUGUUCAUGACUACGGAUCGGUCGCCCGAGUUUAGGGAUACGUGGGAGUUUGUGGACAGACGGCUACGAGAUGUGGACGUGGCCACUGGCGUGGCGGAGGGGGUGGUGGGGUAUUUGGGAUUCACGGCGAGGGCGGCAAUCAAUGUGGCGAGGUCGAAGAAUGUUCUCGGGUUUUGAGCUGGUAUUGGGGCUGUACAUAUGAUGGCGUGGAAUAUGAAGACAGGAGA
Tricharina praecox is the source of this 830-nucleotide messenger RNA. Its product is annotated as ubiquinone biosynthesis protein COQ9. Gene Ontology annotation, biological process: ubiquinone biosynthetic process. The coding region runs from base 67 to 780 and encodes 237 amino acids. Gene Ontology annotation, molecular function: lipid binding. Gene Ontology annotation, cellular component: mitochondrial inner membrane. The record is from RefSeq and is a predicted model, not a curated record. The transcript has 2 exons. Lineage: Eukaryota; Fungi; Ascomycota; Pezizomycetes; Pezizales; Pyronemataceae.